GCAUUUAGCAGUUUUCAGCGACUGUGAUUUUGCCGCGUGCGGCAAAAAUGUGAAUUUGCGAUAUUUUGCCGGUUUUACCCAUCAGAUUUGUUAUUGAAUUGAUGUAGAUUAAUUUUCGGAACACUUGUUUGGAAUUUCUUAGCUCAUUUUGCUCAUUUCAGCAUUUUACAAAGGGAAACGUGAUGAAACUGCUUUUACGUCUGCCAGCACAACAUACUCGUAGGUGCCUGUGACCGCUGCAAUGGAGGCGGGGGCGCCGGCCGAGCUGGGCGAGCCGACCAGCUCUGACCCGCUGGUGGCUCAGCUGCACCGCGCCGUGCUCGCCGACCAGCCGCGCCGCGUACGCCGCGUCCUAGCGCGCGGCUGCCGCCCGGACGCCGUCAACACAGCGGGCCAGACGCCGCUGUUCUGCGCAGCAUUCAGCGCGCGCCGCGCCGCCGUCGGUGAGCUGCUGCGGCGCGGCGCCGACCCCAACGCGCGCUGCGACGGCGGCUACACGGCCGUCCACGGCGCGUGCUACGCUGGCCGACUGCGCGUGCUGCGCCGACUGCUCGAGUGUGGCGGAGACCUGCGCCUGCACGACCUGGCCGGGCGGCGACCGGCCGACUGGGCGCGUCUCCAGCCGGACCCGCUGCGGCGCCGGCGCGUGCUGCAGCUGAUCGAGACGGCGCGGCUGGCGGCGCUGACACCCAGCGGUCGGGACAUGCUAGUGGAACGCUCCAACAGCUUUUCUGCCGGGACCGGUGGUGUGCGCACCCUACUGCGUCGGCUGAUGCCUCGCGAGACCCCGCGCCGCGCCGCCGCCGCUGCCGCGGAUGAGGUGGACCUCGCUGAGCUGGCUCGCUCGGUUCAGUCGGUGGGUUUCGGCGCAGUGUACUACGGAGGCGGCGAGGCGGGUCCCGGCGCCUUGGCCGUCCUCCCCCUGGCCACUGAGCGAAGCCUGGAGCCGGACCGGGGCGCACGCGGCUACCCACUCGGCGCCUACACGGAGAUGGCAGCGCGUAUGUUCCUGGGCACGCCCGUGUCCGUGCGCCGGAUGGUGGAACGCCCUCCGCCAGGCGCUCAGAAAGACCUGCUGAUUGCCGAACUGGAGUCGGCGCGGCGGCUUCACCACCCGGGUCUGCUUCUGCUGAUGGCUGUCUGCCCGUCGGAGAACCUGGACGCGGUGACGCUCGUGUUUGAGCGCGUGCCGCUCGGCUCUCUGCACCACUGCCGGUACACGUGCGGGCUGCGACUGGCGCACACCGCCGCUGCCGAACUGCUGCUGCAAGUGUGCGCCGCGCUGCAGUUCAUGCACGCGGCGCGCUGGCUGCACUGCGCCGUCACCUCACACGCGGUGCAGCUGCUCACGCCCGCACACGCCAAACUCGGCUGUUUGGAACACGCUCUACAAGUAUCCUCUGGCCCGCCUCGGCCGCAGAAACGGCUGCUGGCCUGCCGCGCCGAGGGAGCGCUCUACAACUGGCUGGCACCCGAGGUACUCCGGGACGGUGUCCCCACCGAAAUGGCCGACACGUACUCGUUCUGUACGCUCAUUUGGGAGCUGAUCCACGGCGAGGUGCCGUGGGACGGUCUCGGUGUGGAUGAGAUCAGCGAGCAGGCUGCGGUCGGCGGCUGCGCGCUGGCGAUCAGUCCCGAGCUCUGCCCGGUCAUCCUACGAGACGUGCUGGAACUGGGCCUGCGUGCCGACCCGCAGAAGAGAGAUCUACACCUGGACGAAGCCAAGUUCAUGUUGACGAACCUCCGCGACGGCGUACAGAGGAGUCGAUCGAAGGUCUCAUCUGCCCCGGUCGGUCAGACCCCGCUGGCUCGACCUGUGACCCCUGCCAGUCGACCCAUGACUCCUGCCAGUCGCCCGGCCACGCCAGCCUCCACGGGUCGCCGUCUGAAGCCGCCGGCGCCGGCGCCGCCGCGACACGUGACCCCUGCGCGGCUCUCCCGCACGCUGUCUCCCGACGCAUUGCGUCCGCCGGCCGGCCGCGAGCCGUCGCGUCAGGCGCGCACUCUGGACACGUCCUACUCUGAGCAUCGCACCUCUGUCUUCACUACCGGAACCUCAAAUGCCGCCGCCGCUGCUACUGACGACGCCGACACCGACCCGUACACGGGUCUGCGCCGGACGGCCACACCCCGUAUGCACCUUCGGAGUGCCACCUGGCAGACCCGACAACCCAGCCCGACCUCCAGCUGGAAGGAGGCGACCGCCAUCAAACCUGCCAGCCACCGUCUCACUCGUCACGGCUCAUCGUGUUCCCUGAACCGUCGGCAGGCGGCGUGUGCGAACGGCACUGCCGCCUCGCCCUGGCCGCCGGCGGAGUGGGACGGGGACACGCCGCCUGCCGGUCGCAGGAGGAUCGGCUCGCCGCGUCAGCACAGCGUCAGCUUGGACGGACAGGCGCCGCGUCCUCCCCGGUUCAGUCCCAGUCCGCCGUUGGUGUGCAGUCUGGGUCAGCUGAUGGCCCAGCUGGACAUGGACCACCUGUUUCCGCCGCUGCACGGCCACUCCCAGACGGCCGGCGGCCAGGAGAGGGCCCCGGCCGACCGGUCCCGGCCGCCGCCCUCCUCAGCUGCGGCCGCCGCUCCCCAGCCGCGGCCAGCGGCCGCCGCCCGCACCGUCCAGAACAACUCACCCGUGACGGUGCCGCGUCCGGCUGCCGACCGCCGCCGUCCCGACCACCUCCGUCCCGCCCCCGCCCGAUCCUACGGCUCAGCGGAGGCGCGCGGCGCCGACCGCGGCACGCGCUCCCUGCCGCGCCUGGCGCCUCUGAUCUCCGACCCGCGCGGAGUGACCCGCGGCCGGCCCGGCGCCGGCGCCGCCGGUCCCGGCCCGUCGGCGGCCGGCCCGUGGCGCCGGCGGGAGAUGGAGGUGCAGGCGUCGGCGGCCGUCACCGACACAGCGAGCCAGACCACCUCCGGGCAGCGGACCGGCCGCUGGCCGACAGAGAGUAGCAGCAGUAACGGGCCCGGCCGGAACAGCAGCUCGGGAACUGCUCCCAGCAGCACCAGCACCAGUGGUAACGGCGGACACGUGUUUACCAGUAACGGCAGCGGCAGUAACGGGCAGACCCAGACCAGCACGGAACCCACUCAGACCAGCAGCUCGGAACCCACACAGACCAGCAGCACAGAGCCUACGCAGACCAGCAGCGGUCAGAUGACUAACGGUACCUCUGGCUCCGUGCCCAACCACAGCCACCACGUGAGCACCAGUCAGGCUACCACUCAGACGGUCCGCAGCAGCACGGCACAGUCGACCAUCUCCAGUGACGAGCAGAUGGUCUCCUACAGUAAACAGAACUUCGCGGCGCGGCGCGAGUUCUUCAGCGGUCGCUGCGGCGGUGGCAGCACGUCGCACAGUCAGUCGGACAGUGCGCUGAGACUACCGCAGGGUGUGAAACUGAACCCGGCUCUGAUGUUGGUGCGCGACCCGCCGGCGCCGGCUGCCCCAUCGGCCGGCGCGCCGCCUAUGGACACUUCAUCCCCGACUGCGAGUCGAGCUCUGCUGCUUGGUCAGCCGCGGCCAUUCCAGCGCCCCGCCGGCGCCGCCACAGUGACUCGUGUACCGUACACGUCUCCGGGAGCCUCGCGUCGGGCGGAGGAAACGUCGGAAACCCCUGCUGAGCAAAACUCAGACCGCGAUCAACCAGCUUCCUCUGCCGCUACCGUCUCGGCGGUGACAUCCACCCCGCACAAACCUGCAGGAGCGCAGCCCGAACCACCAGCCGUGUCGUCUCUCUCAUCUGGUACCCCAAACAGCGGCGCGGCCGGCCACCGACUAAACGUCACCUUCCGCGCCGAGGUGCUCGAAUUCUCUGCGCCGACGCCGCCGGACGAACCUCUGCCCUCCCCGCCCGAGUCACCCUGCCCGGCUGCUUCUGAUGACGAGCGGUGCUACUAUGAUGAUGAUCUUGCAAGUCCGGACGCUCCUCCGCCCCACUUACAACUCCUAGAGCAGGAUCUACCCGAUCCUCCGCCCUCACCACCGCUGCAUCCGCCGCCUUACGCUGCGUGUCUGGACGACGGCGGGCGGGCGUCGCCGCUGAGUAUGGAAUUACCGAGCAGUGCGGCAGGAAGUGAGCUGGACGACCUCCCCGCGCUGGGACUGGGAGCUGAUGAGCUAGACGGAAUGGCCGAUCUGGAUGAUGAGCUCACCGAUCCUCUGACGCCUCUGCAUGUCUCUGAGAGCGGUGAGAGUGACGAUGAGCCGACCCUGGCGACGGUGACCGGUCCGAGAGACCGCCGAGGUCGUGAGGGAUCGCCCUGUAUCACCAGUUCUGAGACGACGCGUUCGGACGGCAGCCGUGUGCGUCUGUUCGAGGUCUCCUGCGAGCGCGGGUUCGAGACCCAGGUGGAGACGUGUGCCAGUCAGGAUGGCCAGUGCACGGUGACGUGUACGAAUACGAACCUGAACAGCGGAUCGACAGAGACCUACCGGCAGACGGUGUCGGCCGACCAGGUGCAGACGCAGAUCGUCGUGGCUGACAGAUAGAGCGUCGUCAGCGGCAGAGGGGACUUCGUCGACGACAGGUGAAGCGUCUUUACCGGAGUGUCAAAACCGACAUAUGAUUUGUCGGUGUUGCUGGAGAUGGCAUUUGGUGCGGAAAUCUGGAUAGAGAAGAGGCAAACCUUGGAUCUGAAGUGUAAGAUGAAAUGGUAAAGGAACAGAGUAGAGUGUUGUGAUGAAUUACGCACGCAGCUAUACCGUGCAAAAGCAGCAGGGUUGAUUGGGCAUUUGGAAUCUGCCUCUGUCUUCCAUGACAUCGGGUCCAUUUCAUACAGUAACGUGUGUGUGUGUGUGUGCUGAACGCUGCCAAAAGUGUGCCGACUGGGGAAUCUCGCGUUAAUCUCAGUGGUGCGUGUCCAUGAGUUUUACCAAUAGCGCACAGGGUUUUCACUAGUGGCUCUGUUAGCGGUGACGGGCGGGUGUGUCCGCGUGUGGUUCCUCGCGGGGAGUUGUGCUCUAUCUGGCGACGGUCAUUCGUCGCUCAGUGGCGUUUGGCGGCCGGGGUUCCUGUUGUCGCGUGUAAUCCGGCCUUUCGCCAACGGUACCGUCCAAGUGAGUGUCUUCCUUGGUGCGCGGGACGUUUUCCCAUGGAAUGAUGUACCGGACCUGCCUAAUGGAUGUAAGAGUCGAGGCGGGAUUCGGGUUGAGAGGUGCACUGCACAAGCACGGAUGACGUAAUCUGAGGAUAUUUUAGCUGUGAUUAGAACAGUAGCACCGUAGAUGUGCUUGUUCGCCAUUCCAAAUUCUAGUGCACGCUUGUUGCAAAGAGGUAGCUUGUGAGACUUGAGAGCUGCUAGGCCGUAGACCUGCCAUGAUUUGUGAUCCCAAAGAUCGUAUAGGAACAAUCGAUGACAUUAGAAAAGACAUCACGCUAGCCUAGUACAUCGUUGAUUGCAUUUGCGCUUUUACGUUCGGGGCUGUAAAUAUGUUUUUGCAAUACCAAAGACGCCGAGAAUCUCGCUUGAUUAGACGUGUUGUAGUUACUCCAGUAUUAAUGUUCUGUUCACUCAUUUUUAUUCCUUGUUUUUUAGUUCGUUCGCUCAGCCAUAGCCUUGCUAAUGUUGAGGGACACGCAAUAGUUGAUAUUAUUUUUGUUACACAAUCAAAUUUUAAUAAACAUCAAGAUGAA
Amphibalanus amphitrite is the source of this 5633-nucleotide messenger RNA. RefSeq names its product flocculation protein FLO11-like. The transcript has 4 exons. Bases 242 to 4489 code for a protein of 1415 amino acids. Gene Ontology annotation, biological process: protein phosphorylation; intercellular bridge organization; mitotic sister chromatid separation. Gene Ontology annotation, molecular function: protein kinase activity; ATP binding; protein binding. The record is from RefSeq and is a predicted model, not a curated record. Gene Ontology annotation, cellular component: midbody; intercellular bridge; kinetochore. NCBI's taxonomy places the organism in Eukaryota, Metazoa, Arthropoda, Thecostraca, Balanomorpha, Balanidae.